This is a messenger RNA of Limulus polyphemus (Atlantic horseshoe crab), 882 nucleotides long. RefSeq lists its product as uncharacterized. The coding region runs from base 1 to 882 and encodes 293 amino acids. NCBI's taxonomy places the organism in Eukaryota, Metazoa, Arthropoda, Merostomata, Xiphosura, Limulidae. The transcript is spliced from 5 exons. The record is from RefSeq and is a predicted model, not a curated record.
AUGAAUGUUGAGUCAGGAGCUGAAGAUAGCUUAAAAAUUCCCAGUAUAACAAGUGAUUUCGAAUUGGAAGCUCCUAACAUCACAUUCAAAAACUUCACCGUCGAAUUCAAUAAUCAUAAACUAGCAGCCAAGGUCAGCAGUGCACCUUCUAUCGAAGAGUCUGGAUCAGAGAAUGAAUCAGUUUUGGAGAGAUUUUUUCGUCAACCUUUACAUGGAGAUGUAGACAAUCAAGGAUGGGGAGGAAGCCUGCGAACACAAGCAAGGGGAUCUUUGUCAGCUUAUCGGCCAGAGUUCCCUAACAUCACUCCUUUUGACUUUUCGUCAAGGUACUCAAUGAACAUGAUUAGGGUUAACUAUAUCACGGCGGAUUGCUAUGACAACUACAUGAGGAUCAACCUUCAUUUUAAUGGCACUUUCUCCGGGAUAGUGUACAGUACUGGAUACGUUCACGAUCCUGACUGUGUUUAUAUCAAUGGUUCUUUCGAAAAGCGUUAUGAGUUCUACAUUAGGCUUAACAGGUGUGGCACCUUGGGGCAGAGGAAGGGGGAUUACAACACUUAUUUUGAGGAAGACAAAAAGCACUCUAAUGAGUACAUGUGGAACACCAUUACUGUUCAGUAUAACUCUGUCAUCGAAGAAGAAUGGGAUGAAAAUUUCCGAGUUACGUGUGAAUAUGGCUAUGAUUUUCGAAAAACGGUUACAUUUCCUUUGGCGAACGUCGAGGUGAAUACGGGAAACCCCGUUGUGUUCACUCUAACUCCACCUGAGUGUUAUAUGGAGAUCAAGGAAGGCUUUAAUGUCAGAGGUCAUCAGAUAGAUGGACCAGUCAGUGUGGGAGAUCCAUUGACUCUGAUAAUCCAAAUGAAGAGUGAAAACAGUUAG